UUUUUUUUAUUGUACUAUAACAUUGAUUUAAGAUGGGAAAAAAUAAGACUGACAAAGUCAAGCAGGAAGAUUGUAGUGUGAGAAAGCGGAGAUCGACCAGAUCUUUGAUAAAUUAUGCAGAAGAGAAUGAAAAUUGUGGUAAUUCUGAUUCUGAUUUUGAACCAAAUAAAACACAUAUAAACCAGACAUCCAUAAUUGAUGAUGAAAGUUCCCAUGUAGAUCAAAGCCGUGGUAAAAGAAAGAGAAAACAAAAAAAAAAGCCGAACGACUCAAAUGUAGCUUUUGCUAAAGACGAAUCAGAUGAGGAAGUAGUGUUAAAGUCUUUUAUAGGCCGUCCAAAUUUGUCUGAAGAUGAGAGCUCAGACAGUGACGAUGAUACACCUAUUUCAAAAUUGUGUAAGGUUUCGUCCGAGAAUGGAGCAAAAGUUAAAAUGCUGGAGCAGGAUGAUGUGAGGAAAAUUUCACAUGAUGAUGUAAGAGUAAAUGGCUUGAGUAAUGAACAGUCAAUACAACUGACAGACGAAAAUAAAAUUCUGAUUAAAGAAAAUGAUUGUGAGAUAAAAAAGGAAAAUGUUGUAGUUGACCCAACAGUUUUGAAAAGUUUAAAAGGAAGAUCUUCAAAAUUAAGAAAAAGAGAUAGAAGAAGCAAUGUUAUUUGGGAUCAACCAGACAGGAAACCAGAUGUUGAUCACAUAAAUAACACAAACACGUGUAUAAAAGAAAAAGAUGGUGUUUCUAGUAAUGAAAGCAGUGACAACUGGGAGGAAGUUGAUGAAGCUGUAAUUAAGCUCUCUCCAAAAAGGAAAAAGAUUAAGAAAAAGGAGAAGGAAGAGGAGAAAAAAGAAGAGAAGAUGGAAAUAAAAGACUUACAAAUCAGUGUCGGUGUUAAAUCAAUCCAUAAAAAGAGGAGAACUCGUGAAGAGAAAUUGUUCAUCUGGUUGCGACAGUUGGUUGGUCGAUUCCAGAGGGAACGUCAAAUUUUACUACACAAAUGUCAUUUGCUAUCGUUACUGGCGAAGGCGUUGAAAGAAAACAAACUAUGUAGCAACAAGAUAUGCAUGGGUGUAUGUAUGUCAUUAAUACCAUCUGAGUUCUUCAAGCCUUCACAUAAUCGAUGGGAUAUAAGUCAUCUGAGAAAGUUUAUUGUUUGGUUUCAAAAAGAUAUUCCUUCCGUUGAUGAACUUUUGUUGUUUAUUGAUAAGGAAGCGAGUAAAAUGAAGUAUUUAAAAAGAAUACACAUAUUUGUCACACUGUUGAGAGCCAUUGGAUUUUUGGCAAGAUUAGUGAUAUCUCUUCAGCCAUGUGCUGCCAAAAUAAAACAAGGUUCAGUCUCAUCACCAGAUACGCUUGAAUCCACAGAAACUACUUCCAAGAAGACACAUGCUUCAGUCUCAUCACCGUAUUUCGCAGACAAGAAUAAUAAAAAUUCACAAGCCAUUUCAUCAAAGCCAAAGGGAAAUAAAAAAGUUGCCCUGAAGAAAAAAGUCUCCAAGAUUGAAGAAAACCCAACAAAAAAUAAAAGUAGCCAGUCCAAACACAAAACAGAAGUUAGUACUGAAGAAAAGAAAGAGUAUGGUAAACGACUAAGAAAGAAAACAAGCAACUACGCCGUCCCUGAACAAUCAAAUAAUAGUGAUGAUGAUAAAGAGGAAGAUAAGAUUUUUGACUCUUCAAAGACACCUCGAAAAAUUAGGAUACCGAAUAAAUCUACUCCGUCUUCCAGUAAAAAAAAAAAUUCAGGUAUAGAUGAGUGGAUAGAAGUGUAUUUACCGACAAUGCAGAAAUGGAUAAGUGUUGAACUAGUCAGUGAGAGUAUCAACCAACCAGAAAAAAUUGAGGCAGUUGCUACAUCACCUUUAAAAUACGUUGUGGCUAUAGAUAACGAUCACAGGGUAAAGGAUGUCACAUGUCGAUAUGCAAUCAAGUGGCUAAGCUACAACAGAAAACUUCGCGUUGAUCGUGAAUGGUGGGCAAAGUCUUUGGAAGCUUACAAACCACCUGAUAACACAUUAAAUUCUACAGAGGAUGCUCAACUCAAAAAGCACUUGCUGCAACAGGACUUUCCGAAGACUAUAUCAGAAUUCAAAGACAAUCCUCUUUACGCUUUAUCAAGACAUUUACUGAAGUUUGAAGCUAUCUAUCCAGAGUCAGCAGUUCCUUUGGGUUAUAUCAGGAAUGAAGCUAUUUAUUCACGAGACUGUGUCCAUCAGCUGCACACAAGGGAGACGUGGAUGAAAGAAGCAAGAGUAGUAAAAGCUGGCGAACAAGCAUACAAAAUCGUGAAAGGGAGACCAAAACGAAACACACCUUUGCAUGAAAGGGACAAUGUGAAAGUUGAGGUCUUUGGAUUGUGGCAGACUGAACCUUAUGUACCACCACCUGUCAAAGACGGAAAAGUUCCGAAGAAUGAAUACGGAAAUGUGGAGUUGUUUAAGCCAAGUAUGCUUCCUGCCGGUGCCGUACAUCUACCGAUGAGUAACAUGCAAAAGAUUGCUAGGAAGUUGAAUGUCGACUAUGCUCCUGCAAUGAUGGGUUGGGAUUUUCAUGGUGGAUUCUGUCAUCCUGUAAUUGAAGGGGUUGUCGUGGCAAAAGAAUUUGAAGACAAACUACUGGAUGCUUGGAGACGAGAUGAAGAAGAGUCUCGGCAAAAAGAGAAGGAGAAACGUGAAAAAGCGGUUUACGAACGUUGGAAACGACUUAUCAAAGGUCUGCUUAUUCUCCAUAAAUUGAAAAACAAAUACAAUUUUGAGCUGGACGAAGAGGAGCAGAAACCAAAAAACCCGAAAACCCAGAAGAAGGAAAAACGGAUUACUAAGCCAAGGAAAAGGAAAACAGAACAGAAGGGAAGCAAGGAUGAAUAUUCAGAUUUAUCUGUGUCGUGGCCGAUGAACAGGCAGUCUGGCACCACAUCCCUAAACACAGAAGGUCACGUUCAUGUGUUUCUUGAAGCCAAUCACACACGAGAUCCAGUUGACAACAGUCUAAUAAAGGUGUGUUCAUGUGGGUUGAAACUCCCACUCGAUACUGAAGAGGCUUUAUGAGGAUUUGUUGUACAAAAGGAUUUGCUCACUAUACGUUGUGGAACGUUUUGUAUAUCUAUAUGUAUAUCUGUUUUAUGUAUUGUAUGAUGUUUUGAGUAUGUAUAGUACUUGUACAUACCUUAUUUUUAGGAAAUUAAAGGUGGAUUUCCAUAGAGCAGCAUUUUGCGCUGCUACAAUUUACUUGUGCAUUCGUAGUAGACAAAAAUGCCGCUGGUUCAGAGAUUUUUGUGAUCCAGCGAUAGUAUAAAUCUCGCAAAGUUGAAUUCAUUUAACUUUGUAGGGAAGCUUUUGAGCGAUAGCCCAUCAGAUCAAAAAUAAAAUGAUUGCAUCAACCUUUACAUCGCUUGCACCAUUUUAAAACAAAUUGACAUUUGAACUUAAUUGAAAUUAAACAAGCGAUAAAAUCGCCGACUCAAAAAUUUCCGUCACAUUUUUGCGGUCAGGCGCAAAAAUCUGCUUUAUGGGAAAUUUAGGAAUAGAAUAGACAUAUGCUACGCCCGUGCUCAUAAAAUAUUCGUCACGCCUCUGUUUGGUUUAGCUCAUACACAUAAAUUCAGCUCGGCACAGCAUAGCUUAUAAAUAUAUAUGUAUAUUUUUAUAACCCGGUAAAGCCUAGAACAAAAAAACAUGUAAACGAAGUUGUUUUAUAUCCGUUAUGUUUACUUUUUUAAGAUACUGUAGUAUUUAUGUUUAUGUUUAUUAACAAGGUAUUCGUUACCUAGCAACGCAUUGUAUACAUUAUGACAAUUACACUUCACCGGACAGUUGUGUUUGGACUCCGUAAA
This is a messenger RNA of Hydractinia symbiolongicarpus, 3826 nucleotides long. Its product is annotated as DNA repair protein complementing XP-C cells homolog. The record is from RefSeq and is a predicted model, not a curated record. Gene Ontology annotation, biological process: nucleotide-excision repair; mismatch repair. Bases 33 to 3041 code for a protein of 1002 amino acids. Gene Ontology annotation, cellular component: XPC complex; cytoplasm; nucleus. Lineage: Eukaryota; Metazoa; Cnidaria; Hydrozoa; Anthoathecata; Hydractiniidae. Gene Ontology annotation, molecular function: damaged DNA binding; single-stranded DNA binding. The transcript is spliced from 19 exons.